AUGGGACAACAGAGUGUAAAUUCUGAGGAUUCCCAGGGUUCCGAGAAUUCUCGGGUUUUGGAAUUGGCAGAGAGACUUGCUAAAUUACCUGUUACCGAUGUACACGAGUAUUUUCGUGGUUUUCGCGCUAUUCAGGAUGAACUGGAUAUGGAACAGUGUAAAAUUCAAGAAAGGGUGUGCUAUAUGCGCGAGGAUUUACCAGUUCAACUCUCACGUUUGCGGUCUUUUCGGGAAAAGUUGAUUCAUUUAAAGCAAAAGAUUCAGAAUGCUUUGAAGAACUAUCAGAAUAAUCAGGAGCAAUUGUGGGCGUCGCUUAAACAAAAUGCACCAAAUAUUCACAAUCGUUUGGUGUGUGUGGCGCAGCAAAUGGAAGAGUUGAAUUACCUUAGAGCCGCUCACAAGCUAACACUUGCCAAGUCAGAGAUCAAGAAAGCAAUAAAUGUUUCUAACUUCUUUGCUCUAUAUGACAAUAUCCAGUCUUUGAAGCAAAACACUAAUGUGGAUUCGCAGUUGGAUGAAAACGAAUCUAAAGAUAUUGAUAGAAUCAGGAAGCAAUUGCUCAGUGAAACGGAACAACUUAUUUCCGGUUCUCUCAAAGAUUUGCUGAAAAAAAUCCAUUAUCCACUUGAAGAAGCUAUUGAUCCCAAGACUCAUCAGAAGUUAAUUCAACAAAUUGCUACUUUGCUAAAAUGUAUCAGUAUUUUGGAUAACAGUAGUGUCACUGCGCACUGUGAUAGAUCGAAAUUACUGACGGAACUAGUUGCUCCAGUAGAAAGGCGAUUUCAAUAUCACUUUUUCACGGAGCAAAAAACAAAUGAUCCAUCUAAACCAGAAUGGUUUUUUACACAGAUACUCAAUUGGAUAACAGCAAAUAUCGAUCUAAUUAACGCUAUUUUCCUACAAAUUUUUAAGGAUAAAACUGAGCAAAAUGAAAUGAUGCAUGAAUAUGUGAAUAAACUGGUGAAUUUGGCACAGAAAAAAGUGCAAAAUAUUCUUAAGAAAGUACAGGACGAUCCUGAACUAUUUUCUCAUCUUAUCGAUGAAUGCGUCGCCUUCGAAAACGAGUUGAAAGAUAUUGCUUUUCCUAUACGUCCGGGUAAUGUGCUGGCCGUUUUAUGCGAAGAUAUUUAUUUACUGAAGUGGCUACAGCUCGAACGUGAGGGCUGUAUCGCAGGAGUAGAAAAUGUGCUUUGUGGAGAAGACUGCUGGAACAAUCGGUAUCAAACUUUCUCAGACAUCGACAUGCAACAAGUACCAGAAUGUACUGAUCAAUUCCUUUUGAUGAUCGAAUCAAUUACAGAACGUUAUCGCUGGAUAGAGAAUGUGGAUGUGCAGUCGCAGUUCCUGAACGUACAGAUAUUCAUGUUGGAUGAUUUCCGAUUACGCCUUGUACAUAUAUCUCAACAGCUUACCUCUCCGUGGCAAAAGCCGUUUAUUCAAAUCUUAAACUCUGCCUGGUACGUAGCUUAUGUGUUGGAUGAAUGGAAUGAAGUGGACAUAUUUAUACGUAUUCAAGCACUGGGGAAAAGAGCUCAUUUUCGAGGUGUUUUCGAAGAUGUAGCGAAUAUGUAUAGACAUUUAUGGAGGCAAAGGGCCGAAGAUCUCACAUCGGCAUUCUAUCAGCACAUCUCUGUCUCACUGAGUCGUUACCAACGCGAACAGUGGUAUUCGUGGGAUGCAAGCAAACCGUUCGAUCUGACUCCUUCAUUUUGUCCAUUUCUGCUUGAAGUGCGUCGAUUGCUAGGAAAUGUUAAUAACACUAUAUCACCUCACUCUGCUACUAAACUUUAUGAAAUGUUGAACGAAAAAGUAGCGGAAGUGUUGCUCCAAAUGGUUACAACCGUAUCACUCAAUGGGUACGGAGCUGCUCAAAUACUUUACGAUAUAAUGAACAGCCUUAUCCCUGUGCUUAACUCUCUAUACAGCCAUCAUACUAACACUAUUAAUUUGGAAACUCUCGAUGAACCGAAAUUCGUGGAAGUCAUAUCAUGCCUGAAAAUACUGUCCCAAUCUACGGGUACAGCAAUUCUCUUGUACGAGGAGCUGAAGCAAACGACGGAUGAUCUGACGCCAUCGUUACUUGAACCGUUUGAUGCAGCAACAAUAGAACGCGAACGAGCUUUAGAACUGUUAAAGCAUCGUUCGGAUUUGCAGUUAACAAGUGAUGAAGCCGUGAAAUUUUAA
Loa loa (African eye worm) is the source of this 2184-nucleotide messenger RNA. RefSeq lists its product as hypothetical. NCBI's taxonomy places the organism in Eukaryota, Metazoa, Nematoda, Chromadorea, Rhabditida, Onchocercidae. Gene Ontology annotation, biological process: endoplasmic reticulum to Golgi vesicle-mediated transport; retrograde vesicle-mediated transport, Golgi to endoplasmic reticulum; regulation of ER to Golgi vesicle-mediated transport. Gene Ontology annotation, cellular component: Dsl1/NZR complex. Bases 1 to 2184 code for a protein of 727 amino acids. The record is from RefSeq and is a predicted model, not a curated record. The transcript has 14 exons.